Messenger RNA from Daldinia childiae, 378 nucleotides. RefSeq names its product Mitochondrial import protein 1. The record is from RefSeq and is a predicted model, not a curated record. Lineage: Eukaryota; Fungi; Ascomycota; Sordariomycetes; Xylariales; Hypoxylaceae. Gene Ontology annotation, cellular component: mitochondrial outer membrane. Bases 1 to 378 code for a protein of 125 amino acids. The transcript has 2 exons. Gene Ontology annotation, biological process: protein insertion into mitochondrial outer membrane; mitochondrial outer membrane translocase complex assembly.
AUGUCCUCCGAAGAACCGGAUCCCCUCUCAGGGUCAGGCGUCACGAUGCACUCCGACAGCGAACAAUACUCAGCCGGAGAAGACCUACUACCCUCGCCACCUUCAUCUUCCUCUCCACCGGUAGUCCUCUAUAAGCCUCCCACCAUCUGGUCUAUGUUCCGAGGUGUAGCUAUUAACCUACUAUUACCAUUUAUCAACGGUAUGAUGCUAGGAUUUGGCGAGCUGUUUGCGCAUGAGGCUGCUUUCAGGUUAGGAUGGGGAGGCACAAGAGUCUUCCCUCUCUCCCGGCGGAGAGCACAUGCUAUCGGUCCAGGUAUCGAAAUCCGCAACCGACCUAAACCGCGACCCGAUCUACAAGACCUGACUAGCCUCGAAUGA